GAUACACUGGAAUUUGAUGGAGCGAUUAAACGUAUAUCAGGAUCACAGCGACUACACACGGGCAUCAUCAGAGAAAAUGAUUGCUGUUCUCUUGUCACCAGGGCCAAACAAGACCAGUGUCCACGAUGAAACCCUGCAAUACCUGCUCAUUUUGUGCUCCAAAGUGGCUUUGAACACACUCCUUUUGUCCUUCUGGAUGCGCAGUAUUUGCAAGUCACUCCUGGGGCUCUGCAGCAUCUCUAUGUAUGGGGCAGACGUGCUGCUGGUCGGUGCCGUCUCCUGUGCGUGGUUCUUCAGAGAAUACCUACCUACCUCCACCUCCAUGUGCUUUAUCCUGGCACAUAGCUCGGCCAUCUACGCCCUGCUACCUUUACCAAUCCUCAUCGCUGGGGCAUUCGACUACGCCACAUACCCACACCUGGUUAAUGAGCACAGCUCCCAGCGGAGGACUGUUAGUUAUUGCAUUACAGUUGCAUUUAUGUGGGCAUCAGUGUGCGUAUACUCCUACUACCACACCGACACACAACCCGCGGAGAUUUACAAAGACGAAAAUUUGAAUGUCCUGGUGUGUCCUGUCCAUGGAUCUUCUGUAGUGCUUAAUUUUAGUACAAAAGUAUCCAUUGCGGUAUGUCUCACACUUCUGCUGUAUUCAAAGAAGCUGAUUGGCUGUACCAGAAGAGCCAAUGAAAUGGCGGAACAAAGAAAUAGUGCCUAUUGUGCGAACAGUGAGAAACACCAGUACUUACCUGACAGUCUGGUUGAGGAAGGUGGAAACUGGGAAAUUCAAGAAAGUUCCCCUCCUCUCUUUGCCAGUUUGACUCUAGGUUUUGCUGUCAACUGGAUGCCCUACCUUUUCAUGUGCGUAGUAUGUGACUUGAUGGGUUUUCUAGUGCCAGCUUAUGCCAGUGUUAAUCUCUUAUGGAUGGCCUGUGCCAACAGUCUACUGGUUGGCAUUGCCUUUUGGUUCAAGAGCGACAAGACUGGACCUUUCAGCAAAUUCCCAGAUGAUUUUUGUUUGUGGAGCAUCUACUGGCACUUGAGUAAAGGAACAUCACCAACUAUUGAUGCAAAGCUGUCGCAGGUAUGAUACAUAAUGACCUCUACACCUUUUCAAGAGGUCUAGGCUGUUCCUAGGUUUCAAGGAUGUUAUGAUGCUCUCUUGCAACCAUGCAUGUUUUUAGCAAAACAAAAUCUAUUGCUCUGUUCCAAAAUCUAGUGGGUUGCCUACCAAGCUAAUAUUUUAAGGCAUCAUAGGCAAGCUCCCAAUGGGAAGGCUAUUGCAAAAGGUAGACAGCAUACUUUUGCUGACUUGAGGCCAAAGUAUACAUCGGUAUUCUGCAUGUCAAUGCGUCUCGCGCACAGUGCUAGUGAUGCAAAUGUCAUCAUCAGCACAGUACGCCCAUACUUUCCGCAUGAAGCUGGGUUUUUCUAAAUUUGCACCUGCCGCUUACUGUUGUAGUGUGCAUGCAUUAUGAACAUACAUGAACAAUUGUAUUUUUAUAAACUAACAUUAACCAAGAUUAAUAAAUGCUGUUAAAUGUAUAUUGUUCAUUGUUAGUUCAUGAUACCUAAUGCCUUAACUAAGAUUAAAAAAUAAAAACUUAUUGUGAAGUG
Molecule: messenger RNA, 1614 nt
Organism: Myxocyprinus asiaticus (Chinese sucker)
Lineage: Eukaryota; Metazoa; Chordata; Actinopteri; Cypriniformes; Catostomidae
Product: probable G-protein coupled receptor 160
Exons: 2
Coding region: 17-1087 (356 amino acids)
Cellular component (GO): plasma membrane; signaling receptor complex
Source: RefSeq, a predicted model, not a curated record